This is a messenger RNA of Propithecus coquereli (Coquerel's sifaka), 1950 nucleotides long. RefSeq names its product SLAM family member 9-like. Lineage: Eukaryota; Metazoa; Chordata; Mammalia; Primates; Indriidae. The transcript has 6 exons. The record is from RefSeq and is a predicted model, not a curated record. The coding region runs from base 11 to 1084 and encodes 357 amino acids.
GCAGCCUGCCAUGGGGCCCUGCUCAGAGCACCAGCCGCUUUGCUGGGCCACCAGUCUCCUGAGGUUCAUCAGCUUCCUCCUCAGUGUCUGCAGCGCUGUGGCUGAGAGUUCUGGGGCACACGGCUCUACAGUUAAGGAUUCCGGAGCCCACGUUCCUCUGAAGGGGAUCCGAGGAGAGUCUGUCUUGUUUGAUGUGACCAAGAAGGCAGGAGCAGUUCUGGAAGCUGAGCUGGAGGAGCUCUUCUGGAGCUUUACCCCUGAGUCAGACUACAGAAUCAUGUUUCGAAUCCAGAGAGGCAUCCAGGCUCCAACCUGGUUCAGCCUCCAGGACAAAUUCCAGCAGAGGGUCCAGGUGCCCAGCUUGUCCUCCCUGAAGAUUGAGAACCUGACCCUUGAGGACAGCGGGCAGUACCGAGCUCAAGCCAGGUUAACAGAAGGAAGAGAAGUUAUGCAGGUUUUCCACCUUACUGUCUAUGAGCCCGUGCCCCAUCCCCACAUCCUGGCUCAGUCACCAUCCAUCGGACCAGGCUGGUGCAACGUCACCCUGGAGUGCAGGGCCCCAGGGGCCACAAGGGACCUGAACGUGACCUGGGAGAGCAGGGGCCUCCCCGUGGAGCUGGAGCAGAGAGGGACACCAGGACCAGCCCUUGACUCCUGGACCCUGGCUGCAAGCCUACCCCUGAGUCAGCCCCAAGCCAGCUUCACUUGUGUGGUCAGCAACCCCAUGGACCAGAAAACUGCCACCAAAGAUCUUGGGGACAUCUGUGCCCAAGAUUCACAUGGAUCGGACGUGGCUAGACUAAAGGCAGUCAUCGUAGGGACUAUUGUGGUUUUGAUGUUGACCCUGGGAGCUAUAUUAUGCCUUUGGAAGACACGUGGAAAGAGGAAGAAGAAGGAGAUGGAACCAGAAAGAGGUGCCCGAAUGCAGGAGGACCACAGAGUUGAGGAUCGUGGCAUCGACUAUGAAGAGCUGAUGAAGCAGGAGUCUCAGGGCAUCAGCAAACUACAUGUGGAUGAAAAGAGGCCUGUGACUACUAUCUACAGUGAGGUUCGUAACUCAGGCCGGGCCAUGAAUAUCAUUUAAUUGGAGGAAGCAGGAGAAUCGGCACCGCCGGGAUACAUGUGCUCUGAUCCUGAAGCCUGCGGACACCUGUCUCUCCCAGCUGCAGUUCAGCUCCAGCUGCCCCUGGUCUGUGUUAGCCUGACUUUGCGGCCAUAGCUCUAUGGGUACUCAUGGCCUGGUUAUGUUCUGUGACACGUCCCCAAGCUGUCCUCGUACUCAGGCUCCUCACCCCUGCUAGGUGAGGUCUUGGUCUGUCAUUCAGAGGGAUUCUCACUCUUCUCCAAAACCUUCCCAAGGGGACCCUGUCUGAUUGUGCAGGUAGCAAAUUCCCACCACUUCUGCUGUGUUGCUAAGUGUGUGAUUCUGAGAACACAAGCCCAGGCGUGGGAGCUGUGCUGACGUAUUUGUUGACUGUGCUGCAGGGGAGGGAGUUAGGACCUGGGUUCUGGGUGCUGGUUAGGGUCAAAGGAGGCAGCAUGGGAGGGUGGAAGCCCCCACAGUGACUGGCCUGAGGCUUCCUUUACAGAUCUCACGUAGGCCUCUCUUGGGUGUGUUGAGCAGUGUGUGCAUAUUUGUGUGUGUGUGCAUUGUAGGGAGUGUCUAGGGCACAUUUUACAGGUGAACCAAAGUCGCCUUCCUUUUCACCUAUGCUAAGCUGGACCUAAGCCUCAGCCUUAGCCAGUAGACCCAAUAUUAUCUUCCUGUGGAGUGGACAGAGGAAUUCGCAUUAUCUGAAGCCCUUACCAGUCUGUGCUUUCAUUAGCCACAUCCUUCCCAAACACUUAGUUGAUAUUUCAAGCUGUCUGAGCUGCAUUCGUUCCAUGAUGGAACUUAUAUUCGGAAAUAACACAAAUUUUUGACUUAUCUGUUGUUUCACAAAAAUUGCU